Alternaria arborescens is the source of this 1128-nucleotide messenger RNA. RefSeq lists its product as hypothetical. The coding region runs from base 1 to 1128 and encodes 375 amino acids. Lineage: Eukaryota; Fungi; Ascomycota; Dothideomycetes; Pleosporales; Pleosporaceae. The record is from RefSeq and is a predicted model, not a curated record. Gene Ontology annotation, cellular component: COP9 signalosome. The transcript has 3 exons. Gene Ontology annotation, biological process: protein deneddylation.
AUGGAGGUUGCUUUCCAAGCAAAACUCCAGUCGAACCAGGAUGGCGAGACGGUGCUUGAUGACGAGUGGUUUAGCAAGCGUAUUGAGGACUUCAAGGAUGUACACAAAGAACCCCAAUUAGAUAUCGUCGGCUGGUUCACUCUCGGUCCCGCCUCCGGCCCAGAACCCUACAUCCUUCCUAUCCACUCGCGAAUAUCAGAAAUCUACACCGAAUCUCCGCUACUCGUAUUGUUUCACCCCGAGAACGCAUACUCCAAAGAAACUGCUGCUGGAAAGCUGCCCCUCACUGUCUACGAGUCCAUCUCCGUCAAUGUGUCGAGCGAGCCAAAUGACAAAGCUAUGGACAUCGACGGCGCCGUACAGGCAAAGUCGACCAAGUUCAGGGAGCUAGUAUACUCGAUCGAGACCGGUGAAGCGGAGAUGAUAUCUGUCGACUUCGUUGCCCGCGGUGGUGGCAACGCUACUGCAGUAGAAGGCACAGCAGACGUAGCGGGCGCAAAGUCCGAGUCUUCCAAGACCGACGAGGGUACCAGCAAGAGAAACACACGGGGAAAGCAAAAGGAGAAGGAAAAAGAGAAGGAGACCGACGCUCCUAUCGACGAGUCUGUCAUCUUGACCCCAGACGACGACGAGGUUCUCUCUUCACUCACAGCCAAAAUGAAUGCUAUUCGCAUGCUCAGUCGGCGAAUAAUGCUUCUCCGCGCGUACCUCGACUCCCUUCCAACGUCGUACCUCUCCGACCCAUCACUGCCGGUCGACCCUACACCGGACGCGCAACACCCUCUACCUCUAGAUCACUCAAUCCUUCGCAGUGUAUCCGCCAUGCUCGCUCGACUCAAUAUCCUGGGCCCACCAGACUCUGCCGCUUUCACACUCGAGUCCCAACAAGAAGCUUCAGACGUGCAGCUAGUCAACCUACUAGCAUCCAUCACAAACUCCGUUUCCCUAGCCAAGGACCUUGGCCGAAAGAGCUCUAUCGUUGAACAUGGCAAGAAUCAGGGAAAGAAAAUGUUGCACGGUGGCAUGGCCGACUAUGGUGGCUAUAAUCCAGGACGCAACUACGGUGGUGGCGAGGGCAACUUCUUCAAUACUGUUAUGGGCGAGGGAUCUGGUGGCGACAGGUGGUGA